UUCCCAGUAUAUUCAUCUGUGCCCAGAAGAACACGGAGAAAGUCAGCAUGAGUACUACAGGGAAAGUUAUCAGGUGCAGAGCAGCCAUACUCUGGAAGCCUGGUGCACCAUUUUCCAUUGAAGAGGUGGAAGUGGCCCCACCAAAGGCAAAGGAAGUUCGCGUAAAGAUCGUAGCCACGGGGUUCUGUGGUACAGAGAUGAAAAUGCUGAAGAGUAAAACCCUUCACCAUGAUCGCUAUCCUAUCAUUAUGGGCCAUGAAGGAGCUGGAAUAGUCGAGAGUGUGGGAGAAGGAGUGAGCACAGUGAAAACAGGAGAUAAAGUCAUCACACUCUUUCUGCCACAGUGUGGAGAAUGUGCCUCUUGCCUUAAUUCUGAGGACAAUUUUUGCAAACAACUCAAACAGUCAGAAACCAACUUGAUGUCCGAUGGUACCAGUAGGUUUACCUGCAAGGGAAAACUAGUGUAUCACUUUGGGAAUACAAGCACCUUCUCUGAAUAUACAGUGAUAAAUGAAAUCUCAGUUGCCAAGGCUGAUGCAUUUGCACCUCUGGAGAAAGUAUGCUUAAUUAGCUGUGGUUUUUCCACUGGGUUUGGUGCUGCAAUCAAUACUGCCAAGGUGACCCCAGGCUCCACCUGUGCAGUAUUUGGCCUUGGAGGAGUCGGCAUGUCUGCUAUCAUGGGCUGUAAAGCAGCAGGAGCAGCCAGGAUAAUUGGAGUGGACAUCAAUAAAGACAAAUUUGAGAAGGCAAAGGAAGUGGGUGCCACUGAGUGCAUCAACCCACAGGACUAUGAGAAACCCAUUCAAGAAGUUUUAUUUGAGAUGACAGGCGAUGGUGUGGACUUUUGCUUCGAGGUCAUUGGAAAUCCAGAAACUGUGGCAGCUGCCCUGGCCUCCUGCCAUGAGAGCCACGGGGUCUGUGUGAUUGUUGGGUUGACGAUUGGUGACCAGCUCAACAUCAGUGGCCACUUGUUCCUCUCAGGACGUUCUUUAAAGGGAUCUAUUUUUGGAGGCUGGAAAAGCAGAAAGGACGUCCCUAAACUGGUUUCUGAUUACAUGGCAAAGAAGUUUAACCUAGAUCCACUAAUUACCCAUACUCUGAAUCUUGAUAAAAUCAAUGAAGCAGUUGAAUUCAUGAAAACCGGAAAAUGUAUCCGCUGUAUCCUGCUACUGUAAGUACGAUGUAAUGUAAGCAAGAUCUGCAGCAUAUUUCACCGACGAAAUCACAUCCUGUAUAAUUUCAUGAUUUAGAAGAUUUAUCUGCACAAUGCUGUUUCUAUUUUCUUGCCUCUGAUUCAUUCAGCAGUGGGCUCACAUCUACCUUCAACCCUCACCACUUCAAAAUUGUU
Molecule: messenger RNA, 1348 nt
Organism: Camelus dromedarius (Arabian camel)
Lineage: Eukaryota; Metazoa; Chordata; Mammalia; Artiodactyla; Camelidae
Product: alcohol dehydrogenase 6
Exons: 9
Coding region: 48-1175 (375 amino acids)
Biological process (GO): retinoic acid metabolic process; retinol metabolic process
Cellular component (GO): cytosol
Molecular function (GO): all-trans-retinol dehydrogenase (NAD+) activity; zinc ion binding
Source: RefSeq, a predicted model, not a curated record